Molecule: messenger RNA, 5065 nt
Organism: Ruditapes philippinarum (Manila clam)
Lineage: Eukaryota; Metazoa; Mollusca; Bivalvia; Venerida; Veneridae
Product: NXPE family member 3-like
Exons: 7
Coding region: 376-2037 (553 amino acids)
Source: RefSeq, a predicted model, not a curated record
GAAAAGACCAGUCUGGUGUAAACAGUCGGAAUUGAAUAAGUGGUGAAUAAGCAAAAUAAACUUGUUAUUUGACAAAAUUUCUUGCUAACAUUGUAACUAGGAAGGAAAAAUCAAAAUUCUUAUAUAAUAUGUUCAACGCUUUUGAAUUUUGUUAGACGGUUGUAACUUAAAAUAAACGCAUUUGAGCGUAAUAAAGCUAUACUUUAUGUUUCAGUUUAUAAUAAACUACGUACAUCCAGCUAAUGUCGAUAACGCUGAAAUAGUAAUAAACUGAAGACAACUGGGAUGUAAAUAUAAAAAAUGGCAUGGUAUUCAUCAGUCAAGUAUGUUUCAUUUCGAGAGCCGAGCGAACGUUGUGUGUAAGUCAAUGGAACUAUGUGGAAGUUGUGGAGUAGACGCUUAAUGUUCAUUUGCUGUAUCAUAGUAGCAGUUUUAGUAAUAACGAUUCUGCAUGAAAUCACCUCUCAUGAAACAGGAAACUUUCCCUUGAACGAGCAAGCUCAACCAACUGCUUUUAAAGCAAAUAAUGCAUUCAGAAACAUACUGCAGUAUUUUCAACCGGACAUAAAGUGCAAGGACUCUUUAUUAGCUGCUGACCCAUCGUUCUCUGUCAUAUAUAAUCGAGGAAGAAGAUCGGUCUUUUUAGGAGAGGAUAUUAUUUUUACAAUUGUACUCUACAAUGGAUACGGUAACCCCAAGGACACAGGAGGAGAUCAUUUACGGGCACGCUUAUUCAAUCAUUCACUAGGAGCAUAUACACCUGGAAGCAUUGAAGACCAUGCCAACGGCACAUACACUGUAACUUUUCCAUCAUUAUGGAUCGGAAACGCAGAGAUAGAAGUAGAGGUUUUGUACACUCAUGAAAUUAUUGGCACUGCAAUUAGAUUAAGAAAAACAUGGGAUUUUUCUGACGUGUUUGCAAUCUUUGUGGACAACAACUAUACCGAAAUUACAACAUGUGGUCCAGAUUAUAAAACAGUUCAUAGAUACUCCAAAACAUCCAAAGUGUGUCACUUUGCAUACUGGAACACAUCACAGCAAUGGUUUUGUGGAAGACCUGCGAACAAUAUGCUGUGUAAACACUGGACAUCAAUUACUCGUUUUUUGGAAAACUAUACGAAAGGAAUCAGUCAAUGCGAAGAAAAAUUGAGUAGAAUAGAUGGACAAACAAAUAUACCAUCCAACAUAACAUUAAAAAUAUUACCAAGGAAAAUGGAUGACGCGUUUGAAGGAACAAACAUUUCCUGUUUGAAUUAUAAUAACACUAAAUUAUGGUUCCAAGACAAACCAUCAGGAUAUUUUUACAACAAUAAAUGGAUUAUUGCUCAUUGUAAAGGUAUUGAACACUUAGACGGAGAGUGCUUAAGAAAUAAAACUAUGCUGUUUUGGGGAGACUCUACCCUCUAUCAAUGGUAUGUAUAUUUCAAAAAGAAACUACUUAUUGACAGUUAUUCCGUAUGCAAAAGUUCGAUAGGAACGCACGGUUGGCUUAAUCCUGAAACAUGCACGUUUCACAAAUUAAACCUUACAAUGUGUUUUAAGGGCCAUAAUAUUCCUGUAAGCAGUUUUACAAAGAAAGGUCUGUAUGAUAUGUUUAAAAUAAUUUCAUUUGAGGAAUUCAUUAAAUCAUACUCAAAUUCACGGAAUGAAGUUCUGUUGGUUCUAAAUUUGUAUGUUCAUUUACAACAGUAUGAUUAUAGUCAUUUUGCUGCUAACAUGUUAGAAAUAAAAAGGAGCUUAGAGCGGAUCUUCAAAACGAAAACAAAUGUUAAAGUGUUCUUUAAACUACCACAUACAUACAGAAGAUGGAAGGAUAAGGAAUGGAAACUCAGACAAAAUGAUUAUAUUGGGUUUAUCUUUACUCAUAUCAUGCGCAAAACCUUUAAUGGAUUAUAUGAUAAAAUAACUGUGUUGGAUCAGAAAGAUGCAACUAUUGCCAAAAGAUCAUUUGACAUACAUCCACCAGAAAUAAUUGUUCGGGGAAUGGUUUUUCAAUUUUUAAGUUAUGUAUGUAAAAGUGAUUCAAAUAAAAUAUAAUGUUUAAUCUUAAUACCUUACAUGACUGGAUAUACACGAAUAAAUACAAUGCUUCAAAAAUGGAUAAACAAGCACUUGUGUAGAAACGGAUAUUCAUUUUCUAGUAUGUGUAUGAUAGAUUUUCAAUGUGAAGAACAAUGGAUAUAAUAAUGUCAAAUAUGAUAUUAUUCUGCAUAAAGAAAUCAAAGGGCACACCAAGUGCAUAUAAGAAAUAAGUUGAUAAUGAUCAUCGAAAUAACUAAUCGUAUGUAUUCUUUGAUAGAAAUCUUUGUAAUAUAUAUUGCCGAAGAUUCAGGGUGAACUAUAAGUAUCAAGGGGGAUGCUCCGGCAUCCGUCGUUCGUCGUCGUGCGUUUACAUUAAUCUUCUAAUCUGAAAGUGCUGGGUAAAUGCUCUUCAAAUUUGGUUCGUUACAUCCUUGUGACAGUCAUACUUCUAUUUGCUCAGAUCAUUUUAACUUUAGGUUUCCACGGAGCUAAAAAUAGAGAAAAAAAACUUAAACACAUAUUCUUGUCUACAAAACUAAUUGAUGGAUGAUCAUUAAACUUUGUCCGUAGCAUUCUUAAAUGGUCUGACAUCACAUUUAUUCAAAUAAAUUGAAUUGUCCCCUGUUAGUAGCCACUAGAUCUUAAAUUAUAAACACCUUUUAUACUGACCUUAUUGAUGGAUGAUUACCAAACUUUGUAAGUAGCAAAGUACUGUAAAAGCUACUUCUCUACACAAACAACAUACUGCUCCUAAGACAUGUGUCUGACUGAAAAACGAAAAGGCGAUCCACGGCAUAAAAAUACGUAACUUUCAUAUAACAACACGUAAUAGUAUUAAUUACUUUUAUCGCUCAAAACUGCAUUAUUUAAAGUUAAGCAGGCUCGUCCUGAUCGUUUGGUCAUGACCGGAAGUAACGGUUAUAAAUGCAUGUUCACCGGGUCAAUAAUGGCCAUAAACGGGGGUAUUUCUUUUCAAAUAGACUUGUAAAGUAAAAGAGUCUCAAACAUUUUUAUCCUGAAAUAACCAUACCCAGAUCUUAAAAAUUUGCAUAAAGCAUAUCCGUGUGGUCCUUAUUUAAACCACACCCUUUUGUCAAAAAUGGCCCCGCCAUCGGAGUCACUUAGUUACAUAGACACACAAUAAAUUCACGUAACAAAUUCAUUAAACCUAUUGCAAACGCUUAUAAAUUAGUUUAUUUUGAAAUGGAUACAGACCAUACAUAAAUCAAUUUUAUAUUACAUUUCCUUCAGUAUGUAUAAUUUUUGCUAGUGAAACAUUAGAGUGAAAUAAUAGUGAACGGAGGAAGAACAUUAAAGUAAAAAUACGGUAUUAUCAAAAUGAUGACUUUUUAUACUGUAUACGAAUUAGAAAAAAAAGAAUAAGAAUAUAAUUUAAAAACAUCGCACCAAAACACAAGCAUACUUGAAAUGUUAAUGUGUACAUUCAUGUUACAAGUGUUAGGAAAGUUUUAUUAUUUCUGGCGGGCGGGGUAUAUUGUAUGUACUUGUAAUGUCUUACAAAAAAGCCGAUUAAAAUGUCUUCGAAAACUGAGAUAAAUAUGAUUCUGUACGAAUGCAGCAAUUUUAAGUUCACAUGCACACGCACAUGCGCGCAAGCGCGCACACACACACGCGCGCGCGAACACACACCCACCAACACACCCAUACACACACACACCCACACACAAACACACACACACAGUUUAGCUUUUUUGAAAUUUCCAGUAACCAUGGAACUUUAAAAUGAUUUACUUUGAAAGUAAUUGAAUCAGACAUAAGUCUGCAGUAGCACGUUAGUUUUAAGUCAUGGAUGAAAUACAUUUAUAAUUAUUGUACAUAGUGGUAUAUAAAAAUUCUUAGCAAUAAGACUCGAAACAAAUAUGUAUACAGGGUGUAAAGAGAUAAAAAUAUUAAUACGAUUUUCUUUCGAUUCCUUUCUUUUUAUGCCUUUAUUCCUUUUAAAAUGUUUGGGUUUUUAAAAAUAUUAUUCAAUUUCUUUAAAUGUACUUUAUCUCGCCCUCAGAUAGAAAUCUAUAAUUCGUUUGAUAAAACAUCAGAUACCUACUCAACAAAGUAAAUUUUUGCUUUUGCACAUAAACCUUUUAUAAACACGUGUCAUAACCUACUUGAUGUUACCAUGUAUAACGUGUAUAUGAAUGUUUUAGAAUUAUUCCGGCUAACUGAUACGAGUUGUUUAAAAUGUUAUUAUUCGUCACUACAGCUUACAUAUCAUAAUGUUGAAUUUUGUUAGUGUACCUAAUGAAAUAUUCUACUUUUUAUAAAAAAGAUUGGAAAAAUAUCGUAACAAUAUCUAGUUUUCGUUUUUAACGUUCCGUAUAAUUUGUUAAUACCUUACCUGCAUGAAAGAAUUCAAGAGUUUCUAUCGGGGGUUCGAAUCUAUUACAUUGCGGGUAAGUUGUUAGAAGUCAACGACAAUAACCACUUAGCCACAGAAGCCCAUUAUUAUAUAGCAAAUAUAAAGUUCAAAACGUUGUGUCUACAUAAAUCAGGGACAGUAACGAUUUAAGUUACAUAAAAAAGAACUGUAAACUCUAUCCAGUUUUACUGAAACAUACCCAGAUGUUGAGGAGAUCAAAGGUUAAGUCUAUUUUCAUCUCACGUGGAAUUUUUGUGCAACAUAUUUGAAUUAUAUAUAGCUAUAUUUUCACUGGAUAAACUAAGGUUCAUUCCUUUUUAAAUUGCUUACACAGAUCCAAGUAAAAGGAAAUUUAAAUGACUGUUUCAUCUUUACAAUAUACUUGUAUUGCAAAUAACUUAAGCUCUACAGUAGUAUAUAACAGUAUUUCACGUAACUUUGCUGAUUACGUUCUAGCUUGUUUUGUUAAAUCGUAAGAGGGGCAGCACAAAAGUAUAAAUAUAGAAUAUCGACACAAAAUUUGUCUCAGUAUCGUGACAUUUUUUAUAAAUUAUUAGAAUCAAUUGAGAAGAUGUUCAGCAAUUCAAUUUAAGUAUCAUACCAAACCUGUAUUUUAUGUAAUCAGAUUGACAUUUUUGUACGUAAGUAAUAAACAAGUGUAAAAGA